Didymosphaeria variabile is the source of this 687-nucleotide messenger RNA. RefSeq lists its product as uncharacterized. The transcript has a single exon. Lineage: Eukaryota; Fungi; Ascomycota; Dothideomycetes; Pleosporales; Didymosphaeriaceae. The coding region runs from base 1 to 687 and encodes 228 amino acids. The record is from RefSeq and is a predicted model, not a curated record.
AUGUUGUCUACUCACGAGCUCAUUUUGAAAUUGAAGUCGCCGCUGCCGCACGCUGAUUGGUCACCGCUUUCGCCUUAUCGAUACCAUCGGUGUGCCUUCGAGGACCCGACACAAUUCGCACCCAGCUACCUCAACUACGACACGACCAGUAUGGAUAAAAUGGAUGGCAUGGAAGACGAUGACGUCGCAGCCGCUAUGGGCUUCUCGUCCUUCGGCGGUACCAAGAAGCGGAAGUACGACCAGACGAAUUCCCCCAAGGCGAAAGCCGAUGCGAGCGGAGCCAAUACAACACGAUUAGGUGUAAGAUCAGAGGCCAAGGCAGACAAUUCACAAGGAGCGGUCAUCCAUGCGAGUAGCAACCCCGCAACUGAGUCACUUCAGGCAUCGGUCAGACCCCAGUACAAGCAGAAUCCAAAGCAGCCUGCAGCCAGCGGCCUUGCGGCGUUCUUGUCGAGGGGUCAGGAUCUUCCAGAACGGCCUGCCGCAACAGGAGAAGACCGUGCUGCCGGACCGCCACCGCAAGACAGCUCUAACGCCUCGUGGAUGGUGUCCUUUGGCGGUCCGGCAAUCACUCAGGCCGAGUUGAUCGCUCUCCGGAACGGUGUGCCGGACGAGAAUGGAGACAAAGCUUAUUUCCUUCCAAGCUUUGUUGAGGAUCCCUGGGAGACGCCACUAAGAAGCAAAUGA